Molecule: messenger RNA, 5330 nt
Organism: Bursaphelenchus okinawaensis
Lineage: Eukaryota; Metazoa; Nematoda; Chromadorea; Rhabditida; Aphelenchoididae
Source: the annotation of a GenBank genome assembly
AUGGAAAAUCUCAAACAUUUGUUAAUAUUAUGUUGUUAUGGGGGUGUUCCAUUUAUUGAUUACGGGCCCGGAGGAAAUGGAACUUCAGAAAUCGACAUGACAAACACGCUAGACCCUACAGAUUGGAUUGCUGUCGAUUCGUCAGGUAAGGUUGGGCUAAAACGGAAAGGUGUGCGGGUGUGGGUACAGUAGGCAGCGUUGAUUGGCUUACGGCAAGGAUUGAUAAUAGCGGGAUAAGGGCACGUUAGAACUAGAACGAAAGCAAAGCUACAAUAUUACAUUUACGAUAAAGGAAAGGGUAGAGUGGAGCUAGGUUAGAGGUAGUGUAAGUUUAGGGUAAUUCUACUUCUAAAAAUAUGGCUAAAGGCUAAAGAUAAGGCAAAGGUUCAGGCUCCAGCUCAAGCUCAGGCUCUAGCUCUGACUUCAGCUUCAGUUCAAGCUCAAGUUUAAGUUCAAGUUUAAGCUGCAGUUAAAGCUAAAGCCAAGACUAGAGUUAGGAAAAGGAAACGGAUAGCUGAUAUAAAAAAUAAAUGUAAAUUAGGUUAUGACAAAGUAAAGAUCUUUAAAAUACGUUUUAAAAUAGCAAUUUAUCAUAAAAAUUUUUAAAAUUUAAAAAUUUUUAGGGUCCUUACUUAACGCCUCAAUACAUCCAGAACUGUUAUCAGAAAACCCUGCCCUAUCAACGUUAAUACCAGCCAACGCCGAUAUCCAACUAGACUCGUGUGAUCUCUACAACCUGACCUUUAGCAGUUCGGCCGAUCAAAAGCUGUUCGACGUUGGCCACGGGACUUUGAAAUGCAGGUUCGUUCAAAAACAAACUCGGCAUGGCUCUUUUCUGUUUUUUAUUUUUGCUUUUGGCUUCGAAAAAAACGGCUUCACGGAAUUUUUUUGUUUAAAAAGGGGAAUGUUCUCGGCCCGAAAAGGGCUGGACGGCAUAAAAAAGGACCAGACGGCAUAGAAAAAGGGCUAGACGGCGUUUUUGACUUGGAAAAAGGAAUGGUCGAGUUUUGAAAAGAAAAAUUAAUCGAUUAACUAAAUAUGGCCGGUUUUAAUUGAUGACUUCACGUUGGGUCUUUGAUUUUGGAACGGCGUUUAAAGGCGGAAAGCUUUGUGUUAUAGCAAGGAAGUUUGGAGUUCUAAAAAAUAGGUUUAAGUUAAUGCUUAGGGCUAUACUAAAGUUUAUAUUAAGGCUUAAUCUAAAAGUUUGAUUCUUUUUGUUUUAGGCCAUUUAAAGCUAAAAAAUCUUCCUUUUAAACAGUCUAAAAAAAUUUUCUUAAUAUCAAUAUGGCAAUUUUUAAAGUCAAAAGCCAAUAAAAUGCUAUGGCCGUUUUGAUUUACGCUUUUAUUUAGGACGUGACAUGUGUUUGCAUGUUACGUUGAACAUGUUUUUAAGAAAAAUGAUGUCUGGGUUAAGAUUUGUUUUUGGUUUUGGCAAUUUUACGUCAUAUGAAUAGUCAAAAUUAUAUUUUUUAUUGCUUCCUCUUUCACAACCGAAAAAAAAUUCUGAACUUGGUCUCCUAUAGAAUUUUUCUAACUUUUAAAAAUUUUUCUUUAGUAUGUUAAGGCUAAAGCUAUUACUCUAUUUAACCUUGAAUUUAAGUUAAGAUCAUAACUCUUCAAUUUUUAGCAAAAAAUUCGCAGGGGAAGGGGAACCAAAUAAAAAUUUUAUGAAAAAAUACAAAAAAAAAUUCUUAAAAAUUUUGUUAAACAAUUACUCACACGUCUUUUCCUAAUGUAACAAACAGUAAAACGUGAAAACCGACCUUUUGGCCUCGGGUUCUAUGUUUUUUGUCCUGAAUUUCGAAAAGAUUAACUCCGCUGUUCAGGUGUCCGCGCAAACACUACGGAAGUGCAUGUCAUUUGGCCUCGCCUAUUAGCCUAAAACUCACGAUGAAUGAUACCGUAGCCAUGAUUCAGAACCACACUAAUGGGAAUCCGUUCGCUGUGGUCAUGUUGAUGUUGAUGUGCUUGAUGGCCGCGAUGGCUGCUGUUUUUAUGGUGGGUUGAUAAGGUUUUGAAAGUUUUUUUGGUUUAGGAAUGUUGUGGUGAAUGUAGGUGGCAUAGAGUAAACCGAAGUGUUUUAGUCUGUUUUUUUUUGCGUAAAAAUUAAAAUUUUUGAAUUUAAAAAUUAUUUUUUUUUUAAUUUUGCGAAAAAUAAGUAUGAAAAUCUAAAAAUAUUAAGUUGCAUAAAAAGUAAUGCGCUACUGGACCCUAUAUCAACUACAAGACUUAGCUCAUUAUUUUUUAUACAAUUUAAUACAAAUUUUUAAUCUGCCUUGUAGCAGUAUCAUACUAUUUUUUGCAUUUUCGUCACCGAUACCCAUCAAACUUUUUGUUUACAAGCCAGUACUAUCUCUGUUGACAAUGUCAAGUUUUGGUUUUGUAAUCCGUUGUGUAAAUGAUUCUUUUGUGAUAGAAAACGACUGUCCUCAUUUCCAGUUAAGCGUCAGAUUAAACAAAAAAAAACUCUUGGGCAAGUUCACAACAGUCUUUUUUUGAUUACAGAGCCUCAGGGUUUUCGGAGUUUCUAAUCAAUGAAAAGGGAAGAGGUUACAAAAUUUUAGUUUUUAAAUGGUUAGUUUUUUUUAUAUAAUAUGAAGUUGCUACCGUAUAGGUUAAAACGCUGUAUAUUUUUAAUAUUACUAUAAGGUUGGUUCAAUUAAUUCUGUGCUUCCUAACUCAAAAAUUUGCUUUGAGAGAGGGCAUACUUAUUAUAUAAUUUGAGCAUUUAAUAGUAAUUGUAAACUAAGGAAGUGUAUAUUUUUUAGCAGUAGGGCUGGAAAGGAACAACGGAAAUAAAGCGGUAAAAUCUAGGCUAGGAUAAUAACUUUUCUAUAAAAAAAUUUUUAAAAAAAUUUUUUUGUUGAUUUUGAACAAAAAAUUUUUAAAAAAUUGAACGUCAUAAACAAAUUUUUAAAGUCAUUUUUCGUAUGGCCUUUUUAGCAAUUUUUGCUCUUCAUAAUGUAUACGGCUUUGUUUUAAAAAACGGAUGUUUAUACCACUGUUCGAUUUGUUUAAUCACAUUUUAUUAGAUCCGCUUAUUAUCCUUAACUUAUAUAUUAUCUUUUGAUAUUCUUUUUUAUUCUAAACCUAUUUUGUUUUUUAAUUUGUCCUAUUGUCAUAUUUUUACUCUUUAUAUUAAAUUUUAGCUGUUUUUCUUCCUUUGCUUACUUCUGACUUUUCCUCCUCAUCUAACUAGGAUUGUCACUAGUUUUUUUUACCAAAUUAAAAAAAAAAGUUUUUUAACGUUUUUGAAACAGAUUUUUUUUUAAAUUUCACGUCAGCUGCUACAUUAAAUCUAUAAGUUUUUUGGCCAUAAAUUUCUUACGUGAGAUUAAAAUUUGCAGCUGUAAGAGAGCAGAUUAACUUUUUUGCGACUUAACUAUGGCUUUUGUUUUGUAGUAAUGAGUUUGUUAAAAAGUGGCAAAACUCCUGGAAUGUCUGUUGUCUAUUCAUGGCUAUCUGUCGUUUUGUAUUGGGCCCUUUUUUAUGUCUUUUAGACCGUGUUAUGCACGUUUUAAUUAGUUUUUUGCGCAUUUAAACCCAUUUUUUUGCUGUUUUGGCUUCUUGUAGUAGACUUGUUAAAGGGUCUGGCCUGGCCUAAAUUUUUGGUCCAGCUUUUUUCAACUUUGCUUUGGGUUGGGCUGGAGAGUGGGCCCCUCUUUUAACUCUAUUCAGAACUCAUUUUUGAGUAUUUUCUUUGCAUUUUCUGGCUUUUUCUGCAUUUUUGGACACUGCUAAGCCAUUUUUUUGCGUUUUUCGGCCGUUUUCGCCCGCGGGUUCUUUUCGAAAAAGGCGUGGACAGAGCACGUUGGAAGCGUCGUUCUGCCGCCGUAAAAGCGGCGUGCUCUUUUUUCGUAUUUUCUGACAUUCUUUCUUCACAUCCGCUUCCAUCCACCCUCAGUUUCCAUUGUUUUGUGGGGAUUUCGUCGCGGCCUCAGGUGGUUUUGUUUGUUUUUUGUGUUGUGAACAAUGACUUCUAUUCGAGAACGUUUCCGCAGGCCAUUGAACUGAUUUGUUCAUUAUCUGUGUCAAAUCAUUAUCUAUUUUUUGUGGUUUUUUUGAUGGGAUAUCAUUGAAUUUAUUUUAAAAUUUAAUUUAUAACUUUGCAAAAAAUUUCAAAAACCCAAAUUGGCAGAAAUUUAAAAUUUUAAAAAUUAAGAAAUCUUUAAAAUUUCAUUUUUUAAAACUCCCCACCUUCCAAAAAUCUCAAAACUUCACGAAUUUCGAACGGCCGUCUGUCUUUAAAUGUUGACGCGAGCGGUUUAAUGUAUGUGUUAUAUUGAAUUCGGGGCCCAACCUCAACAUUGUUGCAAUUACGUCUUUCGGUUGUAAAGUGGAGCUCACCUGUUCACGCGAUGCCAGUUUUCAUGUCACUUUCGAAUUUAAUCGGGCCGCUUUCUUAAACAUUCCAAAGGGUUAAUUUUACGGCCGAUGUUACGUAUUCUGGGAUAUAUUGUUAUAGGAGGGGGUAUUUGGGCUGGGAGGUGUAAAAAAAUUGGAUUUUUGGGUUAGGUGGGGCAAGAGAAUUCGAUAUGUGGCAUGGGUGGGAAGAGUUUUGAGGUGAAGAGGGGUAAAAGGCUUUUUUUACUUUGGGUUACUUUUCACGAGUUGUAAGGCUUUAUAAGUGAAUUUUAGGUACAACACAGCUAUAGUUUUACACCUUGUCAUAUCCGUUUUUUUUUUCAAUCUGAUUUUGAAAUUUAAAAGAAAAAAACAUGUUAACAUCCAAUGUUUUAGAUGAUGCGAGCCUGUUUUUGCGACUGUUUCGGCGGAUUCAAGAGUCCAUUCACAGCUCGAGAAAGCCCUCAACUGGAUCCAGAAGCCGUGAAUCGUUGUCUGCAAGCUGCCUGUGCUCAUGAAGAACGAGAUAAACGUGCAUAUGUAAGUGACUCAUACCCAAGGUUUCGAAAUUUGAAAAAAAGUUUAGUAUUUCACAAUGCACUUUUGAAAUAGUUGUCAGCGGGUGAUUUUGGUAAGGGAAGAGGGGGGGGGAGGUAAUGCAUUUAAAAAAUGUAGAUACCUUAUCCUACCCUAAUUUAUCCUACCUUACUGUACACUAACUUACACUUCCCACUCAUUCUCAUAAACAAAAAUUACUAGCCUAAACCAAGAGUAUAUUUUACAUAUUUAUAUUACUCAGAAUUUUUUUUCAGGGCGAUUCUCGUCACCCUCUAAUCCCAUCCGUAAGCGAGGGCUGUGCACCGUACAACCCACCCGUACUGUCAGUGGGACAGUUCGAGGUUGUACCACCGCCACGUCGCUGCAGUCCGCCGCCAUCGUAUCGUUCAAACACGAGUUUGGAUCAGAUCCCCUCCUACAAGCUGUAA